AUGAAAGAUGGUGACUGGGCUGGGGUCUCUGCCACCGCCACCCCCUCCCUGUGGUCAGGGAGCUGGGCUCAGGAGGCCUUCGGGGUGCGGGAGGAAGAAGGGCCAGGACAGAGCUCUGCAGACUCACCGUCCGCCAAGACCAGGGGUGGCCUGCUGGCAGGUCAGAAGGAACACGCACGUACACACGGCAGAGAACAACUCACACCAUGGAGGGAAAGAUUUCACACCAUAGAGGGAAAGAUUUCAAAAGACGCACCACGACCCAAAAGGGGGCCCAAGAAGGAACCGAACUCGUCCAGAGGCAAACACCAGCAUCAGAGCGUCUCCGGCUUGAGAGAGGAGCACAGAGCUGCCCUUUGUCUCACUGAGGAAGGAAUUUCACUGCCCAGGUUCAAGCCCUGA
Rangifer tarandus platyrhynchus (Svalbard reindeer) is the source of this 402-nucleotide messenger RNA. Lineage: Eukaryota; Metazoa; Chordata; Mammalia; Artiodactyla; Cervidae. The record is from the annotation of a GenBank genome assembly.